GUAGAAACCGUCACCACAGUCGGCGAUUCGAACAAGACCUCAGAAAACGCUUAACGGAAGCUCUUUUGAGCUCUUUACUGCACAUUUCGGAUUUCAGGGUUCGCGUUCAACAUCUGCGAACGAUGGCAUAGCGCACUACGUGGUGCAUAAUCCGCCCACUGUCGUUAGCUGAGCCGCUGGCUCAGCGCGUGACGGGAAAAACCGCUUGCCCGGGGUGAAUGAAUUAAAACACACGCGCGCGCGCGCAGAGAAAGAGAGAUCGAUCGCAUCGGUGAGAUCGCGCGGAGAUGGCGGGCGACGGAGGGCACGUCCUGGACUUGGACCAGGCGAAGUAUGACGCAGAUGAGCAGGUCAAGAUCAUCUGCCUGGGAGACAGCGCGGUUGGGAAGUCCAAGUUGAUGGAGAGAUUCCUGAUGGACGGAUAUCGCCCCCAGCAGCUGUCCACAUACGCACUGACGCUGUACAAGUACGCCACCGCAGUCGACGGGAAGGCCGUGGUAGUGGACUUUUGGGACACGGCAGGACAGGAGCGCUUCCAAAGCAUGCACCCCUCCUACUAUCACAAGGCCCACGCCUGCGUCAUGGUGUUUGAUGUUCAGAGGAAGAUCACGUAUAAAAAUCUUGCUAACUGGUAUAAAGAACUCCGGGAAUAUCGCCCCGAGAUUCCCUGUAUAGUAGUUGCAAACAAAAUAGAUGCUGAUAUGAAAGUUACUCAGAGAAACUUCAAUUUUGCAAAGAAACAAGGACUGCCUCUGUAUUAUGUGUCUGCUGCUGAUGGAACCAAUGUAGUGAAGUUGUUCAAGGAUGCCAUUAAGCUGGCGCUCGCUUACAAGCAGAAUUCCAGGGAUUUCAUGGAUGAGGUCAUGCGGGAACUUGAGAACUUCGAGCUGGAUGCGAAAGAAGAACGAAGCUCCGAGAGGGAAGCGGAGCUCUUCCUGGAGGACUCCGAAGUGGCGUGAGCCUGUGCUCGUCCCCGAACCCCAGUCCCUGGACCGGAAAAGACGAGGGAUGAGGAGAACCUCCGGCGUGUCCAUGCGGGAACAAAAUGAGCAUUUUGAUGAGGACUCGCCAGUCUAGAUGUUUUUAGGGGCGUCGCUUUAGCCGGUGGCUUAUUGUACAAGUGACGCGUUCACAUGAGAUGUUAUUCUAAACAGUCUUUUAGGGUGCGGAGAGGUCAAAGGUCGGGAUGCAUUAAUGCGACACAUUUUUAGAUAUUUCAGGCUUUGGUGAUUUUUCACGAGCAAGAAUUUAUACAAAGGACUCCACCCCGAUAUAAAGGGGAAUUGGACACCUGAUCUGGAGAUGCCAUCUGAGUUUUAGGCCCUUUGCCAAGUGUCCAAAACAUGACAUUAAUAUUAUUGGGCAGGAAUUAAAAAGAUUAUCAUUCCUUCUCAGGUGAGUUUGUUGGCGGAAAAAAUCAGUCAUAUUCCGAGUGGCGUUUCAAAGGGUCGGCGAGUCGAACCCGUGGUUUUAACUGCUCGUCCGCAGCGUGUUUGUACUUGUCGGGUAGAACUGGGUACCUUUGUCAUACCUGUGCAUCCACUUUAAUUGUUAUUAUUGUUCAACAUGUGGGUGUCAUAGAACAGUUUUUACACAAAGUACAUUGGAAAGAAGAGUUGCGUAAUUAUGUUUUGCAUCCUUCCGCUAGUUUUGUGAGCUUAUUACGCCGUCCACACUACAAUUUUCUGGUGGAAUUUCUGUUGCACGCGUUACGUUCGGUGCGGAUUCAGCCAUAAGUACAUAUAGAACCGCGUGACCUAUGAUGUGAAGUGAAGUUGUUAUAUGUGAACGGCUUUGGCCAAGAAGCUGCGGUAUGUCCUCAUUCAUUGUGAGGGUAAAAUCGUGCAAGAUUCGUGACGCCACUUGUACGUCGAGGUGCGUUUUUUUUUUUUUUUUUUUGUUUUUAAAUCAAUCUACUGUGAAAAAAAUGCUCGUCGUCAUUAAUGUUUGUUUGCACAAGCGUUGUGCGCUUUUCUGAAUGUGACAGUCGUACGACUACAUGAGGACAGGAAUCAUUUUGAACCGCGGUAAUAUUGCACCCGGUUUCUAUAUUUUGUGAUAAAGCAGUAAACAAAGUAUCAGUAAAUUGCACAUUGUUUCUUUGAUUUUUCUUGUUCUUCAAGGAUCCUUUUAAGACAUUAAGACUGCAGUUAAAGGGCAGCAAAUGGGUAAUCUAAAUGAUAAAUUUAUUACAUAAUAAACA
Messenger RNA from Scleropages formosus (Asian bonytongue), 2203 nucleotides. It is a transcript of the gene rabl2, whose product is annotated as RAB, member of RAS oncogene family-like 2. The coding region runs from base 288 to 959 and encodes 223 amino acids. Lineage: Eukaryota; Metazoa; Chordata; Actinopteri; Osteoglossiformes; Osteoglossidae. The transcript has 8 exons. Gene Ontology annotation, molecular function: GTP binding; GTPase activity. The record is from RefSeq and is a predicted model, not a curated record.